UUACAAUCCAAAACUCUUUGUUUUGAUUAUUUUGCUUCAGUUCGUGCACUCUCGUCAUUUCACGCGGGUUUGAGGAGGUGUCAUUGCUGGAAAUGUCACCGUUUGGGAUGGACCGAGAGGAGUCUGACAGGCUGAUAGAGAAAGCCAAGCUGUGUUUGCGCUCAGGUCGCAAAGAGAAAGCCUUGCAGCUGCUGUACGAGGCGCAGAAGAUCUACCCGAGCACCCGGGCCAGAGUACUGAUUGAUGCAAUUGUGAAGAAUGGCGGCACUCCCCCUGAAGAGGAGCGUACCUACACACCUCCACCAUCCUGGAGAAGCUCUGAAGACGAUGGCCCGGCUCCACAUCGGCGACCCAGUAGUCAAGAGAGAGCAGAGGGGUCCAGCGACGACAAGAAGAGCUACACGGAGGAGCAGCGGCAAGGAGUGCUCAGGAUAAAGAGAUGCAGAGACUUCUAUGAGAUUCUGGGGGUGCCAAAGGAUGCUAGUGAUGACGACCUGAAGAAAGCCUAUAGGAAGCUGGCGCUACGCUUCCACCCGGAUAAGAACUGCGCCCCUGGAGCGACUGAUGCUUUUAAAGCUAUAGGCAAUGCAUAUGCAGUGCUCAGUAACCCAGAGAAAAGGCAGCAAUAUGAUCAGUGUGGGGACCAGGGCCCUGGAGAGACAUCCAGUCAUACUUCAGCCCAGCCUACUCAUACGUAUGGACACCACCGCACCUUCAGCAGAGACUUUGAGGCUGACAUCUCUCCAGAGGAGCUCUUUAACAUCUUCUUCGGGGGCAGGUUUCCUACAGGCAACAUCCACGUAUACACCAACCGAGGAGCUUCUUACGCUCAUUAUUACCAGCCCCGCAGACGGCGUACAUAUGAGAGACGGGAAGAAGAGGUGGAGGAGAGCCACAGUCAGAACAACUUCACAGCUCUGCUGCAGCUGCUGCCGGUGCUAGUGCUCAUUCUGAUAUCUGUAUUCACUCAGCUGAUGGCCACCAACCCCCCCUACAGCCUCUUCUACAAACCGUCCAUGGGGUUGGUGGUGUCCAGAGAAACCCAGCACAUGGGUGUGCCAUACUAUGUGGAUAAGAGUUUUGAGAAAGAAUACCGUGGUGCUGCUCUGGACGAGCUGGAGAAGACUAUUGAGAACGACUAUAUUGACCACCUACAGACCAGCUGCUGGAAAGAGAAGCAGCAGAGAUCUGAACUAGCUAAUCUGGGCCAGCUGUACCGAGACGAGCGGCUGAAGCAGAAGGCAGAGACCAUGAAGCUGGAUGCCCUCCCAGACAUCAACCUCUUCAUAAUCAAACAGAUAUUAGAAUUAGUCAUAAACGCCCUCCAAGACAGCAUGGACAAACUCGAAGCUUUUUCGGGUUUGGAACGACAUGGGGAUAAGUGA
Molecule: messenger RNA, 1385 nt
Organism: Cyprinus carpio (common carp)
Lineage: Eukaryota; Metazoa; Chordata; Actinopteri; Cypriniformes; Cyprinidae
Gene: dnajc18
Product: DnaJ (Hsp40) homolog, subfamily C, member 18
Exons: 10
Coding region: 93-1385 (430 amino acids)
Biological process (GO): cellular response to misfolded protein
Cellular component (GO): endoplasmic reticulum membrane
Molecular function (GO): Hsp70 protein binding
Source: RefSeq, a predicted model, not a curated record